UAGCAGCCCUGGCCAUGGUCAAGACAUUUUUCCCUCAUUGGCUCUAGUAGCCUUGGAGCGGUUUCCACGCAACUGUUCGGAGUGAAGCUGUUCAGUCUCCCAGAGGAGGAGGACUAGCUCAAGUCAAGAUACCCAUUUAUAUGAGGCUUUUGCAAUCUCAAGUAAAAAUGCAACCCACGAGGCAGACGACGGGGGAAGCGUGAACGUGUGACAUCUGGCGGAGUUGCGCGGGCGCAUCAGAACCCCCUUGCGUCUAUUUUGUGCCACGGAUAAGCGUGCGCUCCCCAUUUCCAGCAGCCGCAGUAGCCGAGCGCCUCUUCUCACUUUCACUUCAUGGCUCAGCGCUCCGAUCUUUACGCCCCGCUCGCGCUACUGGUGUUUGGCCUCGUCGGCAUCCUCCUCCUCACGAUUCCCAGCGAGAACGUCCAGGAGGCGCCGGAGUUCAUGUAUGGCAUCGUCCUGGAUGCUGGAUCGUCACACACAGCUUUGUAUAUCUAUAAGUGGCCUGGAGAUAAGCAAAAUGGCACCGGCGUAGUCACCCAGCAUAGUCACUGUCACGUGAAAGGUGGCGGAAUCUCUAGCUAUGCAGAUCAAAAGGGGAAGGCAGGGCAGAGCUUACAGGCAUGUCUGGAUCAGGCAUUGAAAGAUAUACCCAAAGACCGACACAAAAUGACACCUGUGUACCUUGGAGCCACCGCUGGCAUGAGACUUCUGAAUGGACAAGAGGAGGGAGCAUAUGGUUGGGUCACUGUUAACUAUCUUUUAGAGAACUUCAUUAAGUAUGGCUUUGUGGGGCACUGGUUAAGCCCCAACAGACCAACAGUGGGAGCGCUGGAUUUUGGUGGGGCGUCCACGCAGAUAACGUUUGCCACUCAGGAGCCAAUAGAACAUGAAGAAGACAUAAUGAAGCUGCGUCUUUAUGGUCAAGAUUACUCUCUGUAUACACACAGCUUCCUGUGCUAUGGGAAAGACCAAUUUCUCAAGAGGCUGUUGGCCCAUCUCAUCAAGUCUCAAGGUUACUCCCAGUCAGUCACUCAUCCCUGCUAUCCGGCGGAUUACAGCAAGGAAUUGGAAAUGGACAGUGUAUUCGGCUCACCGUGCACAGCACAGAACAGGCCCAGCUCCUACAAACCUGACGCGCAUAUCACAGUACAAGGCAGCGGACAUUUUGAGCACUGUCUAGGGAAUGUAUCGGAGAUGUUCUCCUUUGACAUCUGCCCCUACGCACAGUGCUCAUUUAACAAAGUCUUCCAACCAAGUAUCACCGGUGGAUUCAUGGCGUUCUCUGCAUUCUUCUACAUUCACUCCUUCCUGAAGCAAAUCACUGGGAUCACUGUGAGCACUCCACAACAGCUGGAGGAAGCAUCCAAAUCAGUGUGCAGCUUGAGUUUCAGUCACAUGAUGCUUCAGGCUCCAGAUCAAAAGUCUCGUUUGCAGGACUACUGCGCUUCGUCCGUGUUUGUCAUGACUCUUCUGUUGAGAGGCUACGGCUUCAAUGACACAUCGUUCACAGACAUUUCCUUCCAGGAAAAGGCUGGGGGCACCUCCAUGGGUUGGGCUCUGGGCUACAUGCUGAGUUUGAGCAAUCUACUACCUGAGGAAAAAGUGGGGCUGAGGAGGGCCUUGACCCCAGGGGCAUGGGGGACGCUGAUUGUUCUGUUUGUCAUGGUUCUCGCUACAACACCAGUCCUUGUUUUGUUUCAGAUCCAAAAACGUAGGAAAAAACACGGUGGGGAGGAUACCAUCUAAUAAUAAUUCUUCAAAUGUCCUCGGUAUAGUUAGAAAAGGACAAAACAUGAUUAUGUUGUGACUAGUUUGAAUGUUUUUAAUCUGAACUGAACCUCACUGAAAUGUCUUAAAGUGCAGCAUUUCAAAAUAUUCAUUUAAAAUGAAUUUCUUACUUGACAUUUUUUCUGCUUGAAGUUUGUCAAUUAACUGUUCUGUGUCAUAGACACCAUAGAUUUGAGUGGAUUAUUGCUUGAAGCUCACCAAUGUAACUUAAAGCGUGUGUAAAUCUUCAGCUUGUCUGGGUUUCUGAAACCAUGCUGUUAUCAGAAAGGGGAAAGACAGUUUUUUCUAUCGUGCUGAAGAAGUGACCCCUUAUGUAGAAAAAUUGUCUACGACCAAAUAAAUGCAGUUUAACACUCCCCCUGGUGGCAAUAAAUACACAGCCAUGGUCUGAUAUUUUUUCUCUUCUUUCACUUUUUUAUUCUUGAGAAAUCAACGUACUUUGUGUUUUUUAUGUUUGUUUGUUUUAUCUUUUUAUGGAACAAAGACUAGUUGAACUCUAUAAGAUUAAAUUUCAGUAGUUGAAGAACGACCAGUUUAUUAUAUUAGUAUAGGUUUGUUUUUCAGUCGAUCCCUGUUGCUGUAAGUAAUUAGCACUUUGUCUUGGUAAAGCACUUUUAUAUCUCAACAUUUGUCAUCACAAAGUCUCUGGGUACAUUUGAGUAUAGUGUAUUUGUCUGUUGAAAAAUAUUGACUGGCUAAUUAUGAAAAUAAAAGAUUAAUAAAAGUUAUACAAUAUCUUUAAUAUACAUAAUUGUAAUUCUUAGUACUGUUUAAUUGGGACCCCUUUAGGGAAUAAGCGGUUACAAAAAUAGAUGGAUGGAUGUUUAAUUGGGAUUAUUUAGAAUCAAAAUUAAUUUAACUUUUGGUUCACAGAGUCUCACAUAUCUCUGUGCUGUAAAGCUAACAGUAGUAUAGUAAAUAAUAAAAUCCAUGUCAUCAGUUGUUUGUUGUAUAUGAAAUUGUUUUUUAGUCAUAUCCAUUAAUUUUCUACACUGGACCAAAACAUCACAGGACCAAACGGAGACGAACAAGAUAGACAGGAAUGCACUCACACUUACGCCCUAUUCAGACUACUAAGAAUCCUAACGUGAGCGUUUUUUGACAGUUGGAAGAAGUUUGUGUCCGUGGUGAGGUGCAUAAAAUGGCAUCCUGUUCCACAUAACAUAUGUUAAAGCAGGGUGAAACAACGUUGUAUUCAUCCCACGGAGCUAAGGGUCUUAGGAUACAACAUUUGGCCUAAAAAUGGGAGACAUCUUCAGUUCUCUUAUGGCCAACAUUUGACUUUGAGUGACAAAAAAACAAACAAGUAAACUUUACUGCCCAAGGCCUGUUUGAAAUUUUGGACACAUUCUAUCACAUGUUGUAACCCGAAUUUAGGCCAGGUUCUUAAACUCUGGUUCAAAACUGGCAAAAGUAAGUAAGUAAUAAGUAAUAAGUCUGAAGUACCAAAAACUGUGUCAUGUGAUAUGCAUUAAUUAUUUUUCCACUGCAUAUAUUAUAUGUAUUCUAUUACUGCUACUGCAUGUCUGGUUGGAUGCAAUCUGCAUUUCCUUUUUUGUGCACAAUAAAAUCUGAUCUAA
Messenger RNA from Menidia menidia (Atlantic silverside), 3371 nucleotides. The record is from the annotation of a GenBank genome assembly. NCBI's taxonomy places the organism in Eukaryota, Metazoa, Chordata, Actinopteri, Atheriniformes, Atherinopsidae.